Molecule: messenger RNA, 914 nt
Organism: Cuscuta epithymum
Lineage: Eukaryota; Viridiplantae; Streptophyta; Magnoliopsida; Solanales; Convolvulaceae
Source: the annotation of a GenBank genome assembly
GUUGGAUAGGAAAUAUAAUACUGAUGACCACGGUCUAGAAAAGUAUAUUGUUUCCAAAUUCUUGAGAUUCGACAUGAAAGAGGGAAAAUCUGUUUUAGAACAAACACAAGAAUUUGAGCUUAUCUUACAUUCUCUCCGUGAAGCAGAUAUGGAAUUGCCUGAAAAAUUUAAAGUCAUGGCUGUAAUUGAAAAAUUCCCCAAAUCGUGGGAAGAUUUUGGUUUGACUUUAAAACACAAAAUGAAAAAGAUAACUUGGAAAAGUUUGAUGCAUUCCAUUACUGUUGAGGAAGAACAUAAGAAAGCGGGUUAUAUUGUGCCUGUUGAAUUUCAGCCAAAGGCUCAUGUUGUAACCGGGGGAAAGCAGUCACAAAAUUCUAAAAAUAAACAACCAUCAUCUUUUAAACCAAUAAAGGCCAAAUUAAAAAUUGCAAAGAAACCAAAGGCAAACCGGCCAUGCUGGAACUGUGGACAGAUGGGGCAUUGGGCCAAAUUAUGCCCAAAUAAAAAGGCUAAGGCUCAAUCUGGUGGACCUCAAGUCAACGUGGUGACUGGAGGAACUAGUUCCGAUGGCCUGCGGUUGGAAGAACAGUGAUGAUGGGAAACACAAGUGCUGCUAGUGUGCAUGGAGUUGGAAAAGUAGAAAUAAAAUUUCCUUCGGGAAAAAUACUUACUUUGCAUGGAGUGCAUCACGUUCCCGAAAUUAGAAGGAACAUUGUUAGUGGUUCCAUUCUAGUUAGGGAGGGUUAUGAGUUAUCUUUUAAAUUUAAUAAAGUUGUAAUUUUAUUUGGUGGACUUUUUAUUGGCAAGGGUUACUUGUCGGAUGGACUUUUUAAGAUUGUGGUUGAUUAUUUUGAAUUAAAUUAUGUAUCUGAGAAUUGUGAUUCUUCAACUUUAUGGCAUUAUCGUUUGGGUCA